CAGAAUGUUACUGUUGUCAGUAAGGUCUCUACUGAAGUUACAACACUAGUUUGGGACAAUGAGGAAGUUCCUAGUGCUCCUCUUAUAAAUGUAUAUUCUGUUCCAAUUCGGGGAGGAAACAAUGCUGGCCACACUGUCGUCGUCGAUUCAGUUGAAUAUGACUUUCACCUUUUACCCAGUGGAAUCAUCAAUCCCAAUGUGAUUGCCUUCAUUGGUAAUGGAGUGGUCAUUCAUCUACCAGGUCUCUUUGAAGAAGCUGCAAAAAAUGAGAAGAAGGGAAAUGGCCUUCAAGAUUGGGAGAGUAGACUAAUCAUUUCAGAUAGAGCCCAUAUUGGUAAGUUGAAUUAUUGCUAUUAAAAUGCUCUCUGAUGA
Molecule: messenger RNA, 372 nt
Organism: Chiloscyllium plagiosum (whitespotted bambooshark)
Lineage: Eukaryota; Metazoa; Chordata; Chondrichthyes; Orectolobiformes; Hemiscylliidae
Source: RefSeq, a predicted model, not a curated record